CGUGAAGGGCUCACUCUUCCCUCCUACCGACUAUCUCUUUUUUUCUUUCAAUUUUCAAUUUCAAUUUCAAUUUCUCUCUCCUCCCACCUCAAGCUUCUGUCAAUACCUGGCCGAUUAUUCCUCUGGUAAUGCGCCACACGCCGGUGUCGCAACCACCACUCCACCACCUAGCCACUCAAUCUCUCUCCUCAUUUGACCACCACUCCACCACCCUCUAGCAACUCAUUCUCUCUCCUCAUUGACCACCAGUCCAAAUUACACUAAUUUCUCUUUACUAAACAUUUUCCCCCAAAUUCAUUUCUGCUGGAAAAAACUUGGAUCAUUUCUUCAGCAAAGUAGCUAUUACUUUGUAUAUAUUGCAGUAUUAAGGGGAAAGAGUACAUACAUUGCUGCUAAUUUAGGGAGAUCUGGAUGGGUAGGUCUGUAUGACGAACAUCAAGUGUUCAAUCAAAACGGAGCUUCAAGGUUUUCGAUAUCGGCGCCGUAGAUUUUCCUUUUCGCUUCGCCUUUAUGACGACCAAACGUGCUUAUAAGCUACAGGAAUUUGUAGCGCAUACAUCCGCUGUCAAUUGCCUGAAAAUUGGAAAGAAGUCAUCAAGGGUUUUAGUCACUGGAGGAGAAGACCACAAAGUCAAUCUUUGGGCCAUUGGCAAACCAAAUGCUAUUUUGAGUUUAUCGGGUCACUCAAGUGGGAUUGACUCAGUAGGUUUUGAUUCUUCAGAAGUUCUUGUUGCUGCUGGAGCAGCAAGUGGAACGAUCAAGCUUUGGGAUCUAGAAGAGGCAAAGAUUGUUCGAACACUUACGGGCCAUAGAUCCAAUUGUAUAUCUGUGGAUUUCCAUCCGUUUGGGGAGUUCUUUGCAUCUGGAUCUUUGGACACAAAUUUAAAGAUAUGGGAUAUUAGAAGAAAGGGUUGCAUUCACACUUACAAAGGCCACACUCGAGGGGUCAAUGCCAUCAGAUUUACGCCGGAUGGGCGUUGGGUUGUAUCUGGCGGUGAGGACAACACUGUCAAGCUAUGGGACCUGACAGCCGGCAAACUGUUGCAUGAUUUCAAGUCUCACGAGGGACAGAUUCAAUGCAUAGAUUUCCAUCCACAUGAGUUUCUUUUGGCAACAGGUUCUUCUGACAAAACAGUUAAAUUCUGGGACCUGGAGACUUUUGAGCUAAUUGGUUCAGCAGGACCUGAGACAUCUGGAGUGCGUUGUAUGGCCUUUAAUCCGGAUGGGAGGACCCUGCUCUGCGGAUUGCAUGAAAGCCUAAAGGUCUAUUCUUGGGAGCCUAUCCGUAGCCACGAUACUGUGGAUGUUGGAUGGUCUAAGUUGUCAGAUCUGAAUGUGCAUGAGGGAAAGCUUCUUGGCUGCUCUUAUAAUCAAAGCUGCGUUGGAGUUUGGGUAGUGGACAUCGCGCGGUUAGAGCCAUAUUCAGUUCGUACGCGUACCAAUGGGCAUUCUGAAUUGAAGUCUGCUUCAACUGGGAAUUUGUCAGUGCAAAAUGAAAACACUGUGAAGGUUGGAUCGGGCCGACUAUCAGCAUCACAUAAUUCAGAUGUGGUGGAAAAAGAAACAAAACCUUCAGGAAGGCUUUUGGUGCCAGCAAACUCAAAUCAAGCGAAUAAAGAUUCCAGAGUAUCUCCAAGUCCUGGUGGUAUUCCAGGGACCCCUCAGCGGAUCAAUCUGAGCACCAGUCCAAGGAACACGCUUCCAUCUACAGCAGUAGUUCAGAAAAGAAAUUCCUCAAAAGCCCAAUCAACGCCAAAUGCUUCUAUAAACAGUAAACCUGAUGUUGCACCCAUAAUUGUCCCAAGAGAUGAUAUAAGACAAGAGCAAGCUGAAUUCAAGAGAGAAAUGUUUUCCAGAAGAGCUAUUCCUCAUCCUUCGCAGUCGAAGCCUUCGGAGUCAAGAAGGUUUUCAAGCGCGAGGGAAGAAUGUGAUGGACCAAAUAUUACCGUCCAACCUGAAACCACGGCUGUUAAGGCACCAGAAAUGAGUGGAGUUGCAAACAGGAGUAUAUUACCUGCCGUCCGAAACCUUAAUAUUAGUCUUCCUGUUGCGGAAAGGAAUCUGAAAGAAGAUAGGUGUAUUGGCUCAAUGAAGCUUGAAUCUAAUUCCUCGUUGCCGUCUCCUGCCAGCUCCCCGCUUGACAACUAUGAAAUUCGAGUGCCUAAAAUAAGUAAAGAUGCCGGUUCCACUGAGAGUCAACGUGCUGGAAGAACCCGCUCAUUGGUUGCAAACUGGGAGAAUAGAGAUAGAUCUCCCCCGUCUGAAGAUUCUUCUACCAGCAGUUCUUCUGUUGCAAUGAGUGUCGUUGACUCGCACCCUAUUAAGAUGAAAUCUAAGCCCCGCGUAAAUUCUGUAUCUACUGAAAAAGACACGCCUUCAGUUGCAGAUGAUGAUAUUAUUUCCCAGAUUAUUGGAAGACAUGAUCAAUUUCUUGGUUUUAUGCAAUCACGUUUGAGUAAAUUACAGGCAGUGCGUAGAUUUUGGGAUCGCAAUGAUGUUAAAGGGGCAAUAGGUGCUAUGGAGAAGAUGGCUGAUCAUAAUGUCAUUGCUGAUGUAGUUAGCAUUUUGACAGAGAAAACUGACGUUGUUACACUGGAGAUUAGUACGUGCCUCUUCCCACUACUUGCAAGCCUUCUCGAAAGUGACAUGGAUAGACAUUUAGGAGUUUCACUUGAGAUGCUGGUAAAGUUGGUGAGAGUAUUUGGUUCAGUAAUCUAUUCAGCAGUGUCAGCAUCAUCUUCUGUGGGUGUAGAUAUUGAAGCAGAGCAAAGGUUGGAGCGUUGUAACCUUUGUUACAUUGAGCUUGAAAGGGUUAAGAUAUGCCUGCCAGCGCUUAUGAGAAGAGGGGGCUCAGUUGCGAAGAAUGCACAGGAGCUAAACCUAGCACUAAGUGCCACUUGUGAAUGAUGACAGACUACGUUGUUUGAUGGAAAUUAAUAUCUGUAUUUAUUUGAUGAGAUUGCUGCACCUGAUCCGUACCCCGCACAAGUCAAAACACAGUAAUGCAGCAUACAAGUUCAUAGGCUGUAUGGGCUUUGUGUGUUUAAUCACAUGCUAAUUGAAAGCAUUAACCAAUACUGUUUAUACUUGAUGGCAACUGAAGGCGAAAGGUGAACGCCUGCUUGUUUACCUCCACCUGCUAAAACUCACAAGGUAGUGCAGGAAGCCAGUGAUCCAUUAUGCCCUGUGGAGAAAGAUGUAUGCCAUAUUAUGUAACAAUUGGUUUAUUGAGUGAAGAGAUGUAUUGAUUUCUUUUGUUCAAUUGUGUCUGUUGUUUCUUUCACUCAAAGAAGAUAGUUUGGAUGGGCUUGUAUUGUAUGUCUCUGUUUUAAGUACGUCGUGGACAUCGGGCGAGGCUUCUUAUUAGUAGUAGUAGAUUUAUUCUUUCCUUGGGAGUUGUGGGUUAGCCUUAGUAUGGGGUAAUGGAAAUGAAUGGUGCUGCCUUAGAUUUUUUUUUUUUUAAAUGAUUUAUUGUAGUAGCAAGUAGAAAAUUUAACUCAUGUCAUUCCAUCUUGAAUAUGGGCUGUUUACACUUGACCAGUUUCUUGAAACUAUAGUAUUUUCUUGUA
Molecule: messenger RNA, 3569 nt
Organism: Spinacia oleracea (spinach)
Lineage: Eukaryota; Viridiplantae; Streptophyta; Magnoliopsida; Caryophyllales; Amaranthaceae
Product: katanin p80 WD40 repeat-containing subunit B1 homolog KTN80.4
Exons: 19
Coding region: 511-2907 (798 amino acids)
Biological process (GO): microtubule depolymerization; microtubule severing
Cellular component (GO): katanin complex
Molecular function (GO): microtubule binding
Source: RefSeq, a predicted model, not a curated record